Dictyostelium purpureum is the source of this 1731-nucleotide messenger RNA. RefSeq lists its product as uncharacterized. Gene Ontology annotation, cellular component: cytosol. Gene Ontology annotation, molecular function: single-stranded DNA 3'-5' DNA exonuclease activity. NCBI's taxonomy places the organism in Eukaryota, Evosea, Eumycetozoa, Dictyosteliales, Dictyosteliaceae. The coding region runs from base 1 to 1731 and encodes 576 amino acids. The transcript has 3 exons. The record is from RefSeq and is a predicted model, not a curated record.
AUGAUAAAUGACCAAUCUCGUGUUAUUCAAAGAGCAAAGAGUGCAGGUGUAGAGGGUAUGGUUAUCAUUACCAAUGAUUUUGAAAAGUCAGAGACAUCAAUUGCAGUAUCACAAGCUCACCAAGGAUCCAUCUAUAGUGUAGUUGGUAUUCAUCCAUCAAAUAUUAGUUCAAAAAAGAUGAGUGAUAAAUUAUUUUUACAAUUAGUUCAUCAAUUAAAAAUUCAUGCAGUUAAUCCAAAUGUUGUUGCAAUUUAUACUGGUUUAGAUUAUGAAAGAGAUUAUGGUUUAAAAUUCCCACAAGAGAAAUUUUUAAAGGCACAGGUUUCAUUAGCAGCAGAAUUGGGAUUACCAGUGGUAUUGCAAGAUUUUGGUAGUGGUGAUGGUUUACUCGAAGUAUUAAAGGAUUGUAGAAAAGAUAUAGUUAGAGGUAUGAUUUAUUCAUAUAGUGGCAGUAGCAGCUUUUUACAAAAGUUUAUAGACAUGGAUUUUUACAUUAGUUUUAAUGGUCUUUUAUGUGAAGAAAGUGAUAAGGGUGAUCAAAUUAGAGAUUUCAUUACCAAAGUACCAAAAGAUAGAAUUCUUUUAGUUUCAGAUAGUCCAAAUCAUACACCACAAAAUAUUCCAGAUCAAUACAUUAAAGAACAAAGAAACGAACCAUCUAAUCUUGUUUAUGUUUUAGAAGUUGCAGCAAAACAAUUAGAAAUGUCAGUUGAGGAUUUAGCAAAACAACUUAAACAAAAUGCAAUUCAAUUUUAUUCAUUAGUCAAACCAAUUGAACCAGAGCAAGCUGACGUUGAAGAGAAUAAAGAGGAGGAAGAGGAAGAAAAGGAAGAAAAGGUUGAGACCAAAUCAACAAAGCCAUCAAAGAAAUCAACAAAAGCAACACCAGCAACCAAAGACGAUAAAAAAUCAAAAUCAAAACCAAAAUCAAAAAAGAAACAACAAAUCGAAAGCGAAGACGAAGACGAGGAAGAUGAAGGUAGUGAUAACGAAGAUAGUGAUAACGAAGAUUACGAGGAUUCAGAUGAAGAAAAUGCAAUUAAAACUUUUGAUAGAAAUAUUUCAAAACUUUCACAAAAGGAAUUGGAAAAUAUUCAUUACUCUUGCAAAAAGUGUAGAACUAGAUUAUUUAAUUAUAUAGAUUUGAUUCAACAUGAAGAGAAAUCAAAAGUUUUAGAUCAUAAUUAUGUUAAACAACAACAAAAACAAAAGCAACAACAACAACAGCAGCAAGCAGAUAAAGAAGUUACAGGUAGUAAUAAUAGUCGUGGUUGUAAAUCAUUCUUUUUAUCAGCUGCUCCAUGGAUGAAAGUAGAUAUCACUAAAAACAAUAUCAAAGUCGUUUGUCCAAAAUGCGAAACUAAACUUGGUUCUUUUAGCCACUCUGGUGAAAAAUGUUCAUGUGGAUCUGUAGUUCAAGAGUCUUGUAGAGUAUUAAAAGCUAGAGUUGAUACUGUUUUAGUUGGUGAUAAUGGUCAAUUAUUGGAUCUUUCUUUAUUAAAUAUUGAUGAUAUCGAUUCAUCCGAUGACGAUGGUAUGGCCAGUGGAAAAACUAAAAAGAAGAAACAAGCCAAAAAGAACAUUAAAAAAGAUAACAAGCGUAAUCUUAGUAACUAUAGAAAUAAAAAUGAAUCUGGUUCAAGAAAAAAGAAGACAAAUGAAGACUCUGACUCUGAUAAUGAAAUUAAUAGCUUUUUACAUGUUUCAGAUGACGAUAAAUCAGAUAAUUAA